AUGAGUGAAUCAAAGCCGAAAUAUGUCAUUGCUUAUUGGGAGCAUCGUGAACUUAUCGAGCCAUUUCGUUUAUUACUGAAAUAUCGUGGUGAACCAUUCGAAGAUCGAGUGUAUGUACAAGGUGAUCCACCAGAAUGCUCACGCAGAGAGUUUGUCGAUGUACGUGAUCAGCUGGGCCUUGCUUUUCCUGGAUUACCAUAUUUGUUUGAUGGUGAUAAUAUCAAGAUGACACAGAGUAAAGCUAUGAUCUGCCAUCUAGGCUUUAAAUUUGGCAUGAUGGGAUCAAACAUGAUUGAUACGUCGUUCGUACUUAUGCUAAUCGAUCAAGCCAAGGAUCUGCGUUCUGAAUUAUCACGCAUAUGUUACUAUCCUACUCAAGGUGAUUUCGAAGGUGAAAAGCGUACUUUCAUCAAGGUCUAUCUGCCAGGACAACUACAUCAAUGGGAAUGCUUUCUUGCCGAACGCAUUCACAAUAAUCGAUGGCUUGUAGCUGGUAAUGAGCCAACAGUGGCCGAUUUUGUUCUAUUUGAAUAUGUUGAUCAAUGUCUAGUAUUAGCGCCCAGUGCACUGAGCGAUUUUCCUCUAUUAAUGUCCUAUAUGCAACAAUUUCGACAGAUUCCCGCGUUAGCUAUUUAUUUAAAAGAAGAACAUCAUCGACGGCCCAUCAACGGAAAAAUGGCACGAUUUGGAAAUACCGUAGUUGAAUAUCGUUCUAAGACCAAUUGUUAG
Messenger RNA from Rotaria sp. Silwood2, 729 nucleotides. NCBI's taxonomy places the organism in Eukaryota, Metazoa, Rotifera, Eurotatoria, Philodinida, Philodinidae. The record is from the annotation of a GenBank genome assembly.